AUGCAAUCGGUAUGUUUAGAAGGUUUAGAAACCGAGCUGCGGAACCCAAGUACUACAGAGAUAGACACUUUCAGCACGAAUCAGCUACUUAGCUUAAUGAAUAAUGAGGAUCUUGGUGUUGUACAUUGUGUUAAGAAUCUUUUACCUGUUGUGGCCAAUGUGGUGGAUGAGCUUCAUCCCAAAAUCAAGAAAGGAGGCCGCUUGUUUUACUUAGGUGCUGGUACAAGUGGUCGUCUAGGUAUUUUGGAUGCUUCUGAGAUACCUCCGACUUUUUCAGUGCCAUCUGAUCAAUUCAUAGGAUUAAUUGCUGGCGGGGAUGUCGCAUUAAGAAAGGCACAAGAAAAUGCGGAGGAUAACGAAACAGCAGCGGUUGAAGACUUAGAGCCUUUCAAGCUAAACCCAGAAUUAGAUACAAUAUUGGGAAUAGCUUCUUCAGGAAGGACGCCCUAUGUUAUUGGUGCUCUUAGGUAUGCUAAGAAAAUUGGGUGUUCCACUAUAGGCAUUGCUUGUGUAGAGAAAUCAGAAAUGGGAAGAAGUGGUUUCGUGGAUCAUAUGAUAUCUGCAGUUACUGGUCCCGAGAUCAUAACAGGUAGCACUAGGUUGAAAGCUGGUACCGCUACGAAACUCAUAUUGAAUAUGAUAAGUACUGCUACUAUGGUAAAAAUUGGAAAGACAUACGGUAAUCUUAUGGUAGACUUGAUGCCAACAAACCUAAAAUUGAAAGAAAGAACCCGAAGAAUAUUUUGGAUGGUAUGCGGAACCUCUUUUUACACGUGUUCCGAUGGCAAAGUUUCAAAAGAAAGAGAGACUGUUUAUCCCAAUCAUGAAGGAAACAAAGUUGUUGAUAACCUUUUGAGUAAUUGUUAUGGAAGUUUGAAGACUUCAAUUAUAGUUGCUAAAAUGGGAGUAGACAUCACGGCAGCAGUAAAAUAUCUAGAGGAAGCAGACGGCGAUUUGCGUAGUGCCCUUACGUCUUCUAGCCUCCCACUAUUUAGCUUACCAAGUGAGGAUAGUGAUGAAAAGAGCAUUUCAGAUAGUCUCAGCUCAUCUUAUCGUGAAACUUCCUCGAUUUCUUCUGUUGAUUCUGUGCCAAAAAAGAUAUGGGGUUUAUGUUUGGACGUUAGAAUUAACGAAGUUAGAGCCACACUAUACAAUAAAGUUGAUUUAGUGACAAGGGAAUUGAAAAAUUAUUCAAACUUAAAUGAAGAUUUAAUUACUGUGAUAGACAUGGUAAUAAAUAUAGCAUUUGAUAAUGGUGACAAACGGCUCUCUGUUUCAUCUUUAGAAUCUGUUAGAGUUGGUAUCGAGAACAUUCAGGAUGAAAAAAUUAUUCUUGCAUCUUUGGAAAAAGCUUACGGUUUACCGAGAUCUAAAUCUCAAAUUGUUCAUGGUAGAAGUGACUACUACGAGCUUUUAAAAACUGUAUUAUAG
Priceomyces carsonii is the source of this 1431-nucleotide messenger RNA. RefSeq names its product N-acetylmuramic acid 6-phosphate etherase. Bases 1 to 1431 code for a protein of 476 amino acids. Gene Ontology annotation, biological process: glucose homeostasis; negative regulation of glucokinase activity; amino sugar catabolic process. The record is from RefSeq and is a predicted model, not a curated record. Gene Ontology annotation, cellular component: cytosol; nucleoplasm. NCBI's taxonomy places the organism in Eukaryota, Fungi, Ascomycota, Pichiomycetes, Serinales, Debaryomycetaceae. The transcript has a single exon. Gene Ontology annotation, molecular function: fructose-6-phosphate binding; enzyme binding; carbon-oxygen lyase activity.